Phaeoacremonium minimum UCRPA7 is the source of this 744-nucleotide messenger RNA. Its product is annotated as putative helix-loop-helix dna-binding domain-containing protein. The record is from RefSeq and is a predicted model, not a curated record. The coding region runs from base 1 to 744 and encodes 247 amino acids. NCBI's taxonomy places the organism in Eukaryota, Fungi, Ascomycota, Sordariomycetes, Togniniales, Togniniaceae. The transcript has a single exon. Gene Ontology annotation, molecular function: DNA-binding transcription factor activity, RNA polymerase II-specific; protein dimerization activity; RNA polymerase II cis-regulatory region sequence-specific DNA binding. Gene Ontology annotation, biological process: regulation of transcription by RNA polymerase II.
AUGACCUCAUCACAAGAAGCCAAGCGGAAGCGAAGGAGAGAAUCACACAAUCUAGUUGAGCGACGGAGGAGAGACAACAUCAAUGAGAGGAUUCAGGACCUCAGCAAACUUGUUCCAGGUCAUCGUUUGGAAGACGAGAAGAUCCGGAAGCUCAUCCAGAAUGGCACCCCACUCUCCCCAACCCUUACCGGCGUUUCCAGCCCUGGACAAGCAACGUCUGCUCUUGCGGGCCCGGGUGCAAGACGAGCCACCAGCAGCACCGCAGGCAAUAUUACAACCGGUCUGCCUGUCGAAGACAAGGACAAGGGCCCGAACAAAGGAGACAUUCUCAACGGUGCUGUCAGCUGGACUCGCGACCUCAUGUGGAUGCUUCAUCUGAAGAUGCAGCAACAAGAGGAGCUAAUUAACACCAUUGCGGAGCUCGGCGGCCAAGUUCCUUUUGAAAUGACCGACGACGAGAAGCGAAUGCAGACUGAACUGCUAGAGGCCAUCGCCAAGAACGAGACGGCCGAGUUCACGUACUCUCGCGCAGCUGGCUCUGGCCUGAGAGUACCCCAUCACACCGACUACAAGGGCGAGCCCCUAAACGGCGCCCCUGAUAUCUCCAUCAGCCCUGAUGGAGAUCUAAAUGGCGGCAUGGUGGACUCCAACCAGUUCUGGGGCGAUGAGGACGACGGCAGCGGAGACAUCAAGUUCGACAAGGACAGCUUCAAUGAGGAGGACGAGUUCAUGGACCUCAAUUAA